Molecule: messenger RNA, 819 nt
Organism: Marasmius oreades (fairy-ring Marasmius)
Lineage: Eukaryota; Fungi; Basidiomycota; Agaricomycetes; Agaricales; Marasmiaceae
Exons: 4
Coding region: 1-819 (272 amino acids)
Biological process (GO): regulation of transcription by RNA polymerase II
Cellular component (GO): nucleus
Molecular function (GO): RNA polymerase II cis-regulatory region sequence-specific DNA binding; DNA-binding transcription factor activity, RNA polymerase II-specific
Source: RefSeq, a predicted model, not a curated record
AUGACCCACUAUAACCGACCAGUGCCAGUGACCAAAACUCCUUUCGCCGGCUACAGCGCCGCACCAUAUGUGGAGUCGCUGCAAUAUGAUGUAGGCAGCAUUCCUGGCCCGAGCCCUCGCUACAAUUCGGGGGAGGACACUGUGCAUCAUGUCAAGGCUCCACCGCACCUUUCUUCCUAUACCGAACCCGAAUACAUUUACGAUGGCAGGCGCGACGCAGUCGCGAAUAUCAACCCUCCGCAACGACCGGGGGCUUGGAAAAAUGUUGGCAACAACUUUGUUGAUGAUGCGCGGGAACCUUCCUGGUCUUAUAAUUCAUGUCCCCCGAACGAUGAUUCUAACGGACUCUCCGCUGCUCUUCCACCACCCAACGGUUACAACUCACAAAACACCCCGUCCUAUCCAUGCUCAGCCACCGUUAACCUCCCAGGUCACUACACGGGCUACUGUGACCCUCGCUCUACUCCGUCAAAUGCCGCAGACAAUUUCGAACGCAGUGGAAUGACCCCCGCCAUUCCAUAUAGUGCUGCCUAUCGCGCAACAGUUGCCUCUCAGAGGGUCGUCCAAGCUAGUCAAAAUCGAAGGAAAGAGGGUGUCAGUCUCUUCGCUUGUGACGAAUGUGGAGCCACGUUGACUUCCCACCAAAACCUGAGACACCAUCUUAAUGCUCACUACAAUAUAAAACCGUUCUCUUGCGAACAUUGCCAAAAAUCGUUUGGAACGGCCCACGACCGAAGUAGACACGCCAAAACAUGCGGGGCGAAGAAACAAAGCGGCAUCCGUUUCUUCCAUUUUAAUGAGUGUAUGUUAGAAAAUUGA